GGCGCAGAGCGCCGCGGCCCUGCCCGAGGAGGUGACAGUGCCUGCGCCCGGCCCCGCGUGCCUUCUGACUGACAGCAAAUAAAAUUCAGCACAACAGCAGCUUGGAUAAACCAGUUUGAUUGGUGUUUGUGCAUCAAACUGUUCAAAAUGGUCAGAACAUCAGCAUACCUAAGUGUGAAGGAGGAAGUUCAGAAAAAGUGUUACCUCUAAGCUCUCUGAGAUCUGGCAACAUAAUCUGUAUACUUCAAAUAUAGAAGAACAAGAUGAUUUCAGAGAUUCAAGCACCCUGUAAGGACCAAUGUACCACAUAGCUCAUGGAAGAAAAAAAUCAAAUCAGGGCAUCCUUGGUUUCCAGGCUACCGAAAUAUGGAACGAAAACUUCAGGAAGUGUUUUGCAACCUAUGCCAAAUGGGACAGCUGUUAGUUUAGCAGGGAAUAAUGGUGGCAAAAGUUUCAGCAAGCACAAUGGCACUGUUCACAUGUCUUCGUUUUCUUUCAACUGGAAAAAGUCAAAUAAAUACCAACUUAAUGAUCAUAGUGGGAGAGACACCAACUCUAGAAGUAACUGUAAUGAAAAAUUAAUUGAUUCUGAGAAGUAUUCUCAAUCUCAAGGAGCAUUGUGUAAUGAUGUGCUCAGGGUGGGUGUGAACAGUACUGCUUCAGUUACAUCAAAAGCAGCAAAACAAACCAAUAUGUUUGUAUCUUCUACUGAGGAAUUAAACCCAAAGUCUUUGCCUGGACUCUCUAGUUCAGCAAAAUUUGCCAAAGGUACCCUGUCAGGAAGGACCUCAUAUUCUGGACUCAGUGCUCCAAAAUCACAUUUAAAUGGCUUUUAUGGAAAUAGGACGGUGGUAGGUUUGCAGAGACCUAGAGCUAAUUCCAAUGCCACAAGGACAAGUUCAGGAGAAGGCUUAGCACAAUCUACAGACAACAGCAAGUCUUUUUCCUGUGAAAAAAUGGUAAGAUCACAAAGUUUCUCACAUUCCAUUCAGAAUUCUUUCCUUCCCACUGCAUCUCUAACCAGGUCACAUUCUUUCAAUAAAGCUGUGGAUCUUACAAGGCCUUAUCAUACUCAAAAUCUAGCUGCCAGGACAUCUCAGAGGUCAACUUUAUUGUCAAGAAAUGCAUGUCAGUUGGAUGUACCCAAUGGAAAUGAACCUAUGAAGUAUGGAUUUGUCAGACCCUACUCUGGUAUGUCAGCUCUUUGUUCAAAGAAGCCCCCACUAUCAAAUGGAUCUGGGUCAGCACCUUCUUUUGGAUACAGGUUAAGUCGGCCUUCUCUGCUGAAGCCUGCACGGCAGCGAUUUGCUGGAAAUAUCGAUAGCAACAAAAGGACAACUUCUGACAUGUGCAUCAUGGAGAACUCUGAAAUUUCAACAAAUAUUAACAGAACAAUUGAGAAAAACAGUGUUAUAGAGAGCAAUGCUCAAAGAACAGAAUCUGAUGAGGGUUUGCAUGAAAGUGUGGGAAAACAUGGGUCAAAAGUCAUGUGUAUGAGCGAUGAUGGAGAUGAAAUAUCUAUAUCUUCUUUGUCAUCCUCUGAAAAAAUUGAUUUGAGUGAAGACUUCAGUGAUGAUUUCAUAGAUAUAGAAGACCCAAACAGAACUAUACAAAUACCAGAAAAGGAGAACUGCCAUAAAGAAUUAGAUCAUGGGAAUAUAAUGUCAAUUGAACCAUUCACUUCUCUCAAGGAAAGUGGAGGAUCUUGCUGUAAUACUGAUGAGUGGCUUGAUAUAAACGUGUCUGCAGUGGAUGACAACAGUGAAAGUACGAAGCAUGCUGCCGAGAAUGUGAUUUCUCCAGAGACAAAUUACAGAGCUGGCUCUUCUUUUGAGCUUUCUCCAUCUGACAGCUCUGAUGGCACGUAUAUGUGGGAUGAAGAAGGACUGGAACCUAUUGGGAGUGUCCAUCCAUGUGGAAGUUAUGAAUCAUCAGAAAUGAACAGUAUAGAUAUCUUGAAUAAUCUUGAUUCAUGUGAUCUUGAAGAUGAUGAUCUCAUGCUUGAUGUGGACCUGCCGGAGGACCCACCUCAUGAUAAAGAGGAAUGUGAAAAUAUGAGCGGUUAUGACAGACAAGACAGAAAUUCUAGGCAACAUCAGGAGGGAUUCUGGAAAAGGGCACCACAGCAGCGAUGGAAUACACAGGAUCACUAUCACCUUGGCCAUACUGAUCACUAUAUCCAUAGUAAAAAUGAUUUAAAUAGGGGAUCAAACUACCUAGAAUCUCCUGUUGGUCACUUUGAAAGCUAUGGAGCACCAAAUUUUUACCAGGCUCCUAGACAGGUGGUGGGCUUACCAGAGACUACUGUGAUGCUUGAUGAAAUGACCCUUCGGCACAUGGUCCAAGACUGCACAGCUGUAAAAACUCAGUUAUUGAAACUGAAGAGAUUACUGCACCAGAAUGAUGAAAAUGUGUCACUCCAGGAUAUUCAGCUCUCAGUUCCAUCAAGUCCAGAACUGCAAGAACCUGAAACAACUUUUAAGAUGGAUGAUCUGCUGAAUGAGAUCAGGCAGCUUAAAGAUCAACUGAAGAAGAAGGAUGAAACAAUCAACCAAUUAGAGCAUCAACUUGCUACUAGGUCGAACUGCCAGAAAGACAGUCAAAAACCUGCAGGGGCAACACGCACGUAUGCUGAUAAAUUUACGCAAACCUCCUGGAGGAGGAGUUCUCCUCAAGUACUACAGCCUUCCAGCAGCCUUCCCAGUUCCACAGACCUCGCCCAGGGAAAACUAAUAAAAAUGCCACAUAUCGAGGCCCACAGUGAAUAUCCUAAACAUGGUCUGCAUGAAAAUAGUAAUCAUCAGAAUCAAAAUGCUGCAGAUGUCUCUCUCACAAAUAGCCUGAAUAAUGUAAACUCUUUAGUGAGCAUACAGUUAAGCAUGAAAGAUGAGAAUGCAUCAUAUUUGGAAAGUUUGGAAAACAAAAACACUGAAGACCUUGGAGAGGUGGCUAGUAAUAAAGAAGGUACAUUGCUGUCUCGUUCCUGUUCUCAGACCUCCACACGAGCUGAUGCUAAAGAGGUACAGACUGAAUUAGCUCUGAAAGGUCAACCCUCAUUCACAAACCAGGCUUCUCGGCCAAAGACUGUAAGAAUCGCAAAGCCCCCAAAUGCUUUAGUGCCUCCUACAAUGGCCGUUCUCACACAAUCUGCAAACCAUUCCGCUGCUUCCAAGGAGUGUGAGCUUCUACCAUUAAGUAGUUCAGCUCAGCUACAGCCAACAUCUGGUCAGGAUAACCUAAAGGGUAAACAGAGUCAGAAAGUGUCUAAACUUCGCCCACCAACUACAUCCCUUGUCAAAUCUAAGCAAGUGAGCAGUCAGAAAUCCAUACCACUACCCACAGAGCCUCAAAACACCUGUUUGAAGACUAACAUCCCAAAGCCACCGAUACAGAGAAGGGAAAACAUUCAAACACAGAAUACCGGUUUGCAUUCUGGGGAUAGUUUGUCCUCUAAUCGGCAUUCCCGCCUCCCUAAACCAAAGACACAGAACAUACUUACAUCUCACUGAAUGAUGCCAUACAUUAAGCUACUAUGUUAUGACUGCCUUUGAGGCUGCUUUAUCUACAGCCUGCAAAUCCUGAGUGAAUAUUAGAAGUAGCAUCUUUAAUGUUUGCUUAUUCAUCCUGAUAUGUUCAGAGGCUCAUGUUAUGACCUGUGCAGCUUCUCUGUAUUGCAGGUCUGUAUUAAAGAUUAUUUCCCAGUGUUCUUAGGGAUGAAGCAAAUACCGAAGUCUGUAGUGGCCAUGAAUACCAGAAUGCUGCACUAUGUAUGUCAGGAUGGCAGAUAAUUUCUUACCUCUGUUUAUUUGAGUUAUGAGACAAUGAAAUUACUGUUUGUUUUAACUUCUUGGUUCUGAGUACUCACUAGGUUAGAGCAGUGGAAAAUUAGACUUGCUAGCAGAUGUUUUAUUGGCCAUAAUUCUGACUCUGUAUUCCAGAGGCCUAUGCAAAAAUCCUUGUAUUUAUCUUAAGACUGACAUAUUUAAUGUUAUUUAAUCUGAUGGGUUGGGUGGGUUGUGUUGUUUUGUUUUGCUGUAAUCUGAAGUUGCUCUGUUCUUUAUUUAUCCUGUUUUCACUGUUCACAGACAAUAAGCAGAUUUCACAGGGUGAAGUGAAUCUUCUCUCUUAAACAUCAUUAUUUAUUAAAAUACUGUGGUAUGUUUUCAGUCUGUUGAAUAGAUACAUUACUGGGUAGAUUUGAAAUGCAGUGCUAAGGAUACUUGUGCAAAACCUUCAAAAUAGGCUCUUACAGAUUGGUAAGUUCCCUCUGGGAAUAAGGGGUCCAUAACACCUGUGUCAAGGUUGCACAACAUGCAUUUUAAUUAAUAUUUUUUAACUUUAAUUGUACUACUUGUAUUUAUUGACUUUUGUUUAACUUUGAAAGACUCUGAAGUACCUGACUUGAAUUUUGCACAAACUUUGCCAUAUGUGUAAGAAUUUGAAACUAUUUUACAGAAUAAAACUUGUAUGAAAAAGCAACUAUUUAUAAAAAUAUGAACCCCACUUGUUUGCUUUGAGCAAUCCCAUUAUGUUCUAGUCCAGAGCUGGUACUCUUAAGAGUUUGUCAGAGAUGUGUAUUUUGGGUUUGGGUUUUUUGGUUUUGGUGGGUUUUUUUGUUGUUGUGGUUGGUUGUUGUUUUGGUUUGGUUUUGGGGUUUUUUUUGUCAUUUUUGAAGAACUACACGAUAACUGGGAAGGAGCUUUUGGGGGAAAUAUAGGAAAAAUUAAAACCAAACCACAACAACAAAAAAACCCCCACACCAACCUGUUCUCUAGGAGAAAUAUAAUUUCUGAAAGUGAUCUGGAAAUACACGCCCAUCGUGUUGCAACUGUGGGACCAUGACAUUUGUGCUGUGAGUUAAAUAUGUGCAUAUCCAGUGAAGCUUUCCAGACACUUAAUGUUAUGUCCCAUCUACAAUUCUGUUUUCUUUCCUCUGGAAUAUUGCUGAUUGAUUUGGUUGGGUUUUGUUUUUUGUUUGGGUUGUCCCUCCCCCCCCCCCCCUUUUUUCUUUGUCCUCUUCUUGGAUUGGUUUUAAGAUCAGUGGUAGUAGGCUCUUGCAAUAACUUAGCUCAAAAUUGGUUCUUGGACAGCAUAUCAUGUCAGUAAAAGAAACAUAUUUUUUCUAAGCUUUGGCUAUGUGAUAUUGAGAGAGAGCAGUAUUUUCUUUGAAAGAAUUAAAUUGAAUAGGUAUAGACACUUCAUAAAUAAGUUCAAUUAUCAACUUCUGUAAUAUAAUUUAAUUAGGGGUAUCCUGAUGUAUACCUUAGUUAGAUGGGAGAAGGCAAAAAAUAUAAUGCUCACCUGAAUUUCUCAGACUGUAAUUAAUACCCAAGAAAGUUUUUGGAUUGAUCACACUGAAAAUUGUUUUAUCUAACAAUUAAAUGGAAAAAUUAAAAGCUUGGGGGAAAAACAGGCAUGGAGGAAGGUCUUUUUCGUAAGUGAUUAUAUCAACCUGAAAUAAGAGACCUGCAGGACUUUCUGCUAACUGGGGCGAAGACAAUGCAAGCAAGAAGUAACCAGGGUAACGUUGUUACAGUUGAUACAGGAUCGAAAUAACUACAAUUCAAGAUUGCUGUAAUAAUUAUUCUCCAGGAAAAAAUCCUUCCUUGAGAAGUAUUGAAUUAGAUGGCUUUUGCUGUAAGUAUUUACUUUCAAUAAGAAAAUAAAACUGACUUUUAGCUGGUCUUGGCAGCUAACUGUGCUUCUUGGGAGUUUAAAACUGCUUGAGGGAAUGAUCAGUCUCCUAGGUCAUUUUCUGGUCCAUAUAGAUUUCUGUGGAAGGUGGGAUUUUUUAUGUUUACUUUCCUUGAAGAAAAGCUGAUUUUAUUUUUAGUUUUGUAUGAUUUUUGGUAAAAAAAGAUUAUUUUUACUUAAUGCUAUUGACAGAUGUUUCACCAUGAAUUAUUUUGCUUCUUGUUUGAGAAGUAUCAGCAGCCUGAAUUAAUGAUGUUAAAAAAUUAUGUUUACAUUUAUAAGUAUAGAUAUCUAUCUGUCUGCACCUUUACUGAAAAUUAAGGAACGAAGCAAAGAGAUGAUCAGUGUUCUCAUACAAAAGAAGAUAGUUUGUAAUUAUUUUUUUCCAGGAAAGCAAAAAUAUAUUUAUUCUGUUGGGGUUUUUUAGUGUUUUGUUGGUUGUUUUUUCUGUGUUAAGAAUAAGUAUAUUAUUUUUUUUUUAUAGCAUUUCCCCAUUUCUGACAGAUUAGUGAGACAUUGAGCUGGAGACAGCAGGAUUUGAUCACAGAUGAGACAAAUGCUAGCCUGAGUUGUACUUGUAUUCAGCUGCUGAGUUUUCAUCCCUCUAAAGACAGCUACGUAUCUGGCUCUUCAGACUUUACCAGGGAAGGCUCUGUUGCAUGUACAGUAAGUCCAGAGUAUGAGCAAAGCCUGUCACUAGAUGGGCAGCUGAGAGGGAAAAAUGGAAGCUUGGAGUUUCACUUCAGUGAAGGACAGGGGUUGGGAGGAGACGGGUAAGAGGGCUCUGUGUAGAGCUUGUCAAAUGGGAUUAAGCAAGUAUUUUUGGGUAAUGUAUCUACUUUACUGGAAGGUGCAGAUACAUAAUCAGUACUGGUGCAGGUUAUCUUAAAUGUGUAAAUUAUUCGAUAUCUUUAGGGAUUUUUUUUUUAGGUUUCUAAAACUGGUUUAUUGCAUUUUUUUGUUGGAUUUCUCAGUCUUUUCUGCAAUAUUCACAAAAGUAUUAAACUACUGUUCAGUAUGUGUGUACAGAGGCAACUACGCAUUUUAACAAAUUAAUAAACACAUAAAAAAGUGAACCAGAACUGCACUUUAAAUGAGCUAAAUUGCUUGGAGUUGUGCCUAAAAUAAUCUAGAUGCCUCCUGCUGUCUAGUGUUGCUGUUUCCAAGGGGUCUUCACAACAGUUUCACAGAAUCGAUAAGCACUGUAGCAUGUUUAAAAAUAUUUAUAUAGUAUACUGAGUUUUUUGUUGUGCAAUGACUUAAUUUUACCAUGGAAUUUUCAUACUGAUGAUGCAACUGGAUUAUUACCUUCCCCUUCCCUGAAGCUAGCACUUCCUACUGCAAAUCAAGGCCAAUGGCAAAAGUUCCCUAGGACACUAGCAUAACCCUUAGAGAAUAAUGCUCCCAGCAUACGUUUUUAUUUGAGGAAAGAAGUGCAAUAUUAUCUCCUGGAUCUUCUCAAUCACAGAUGCCCUGAAAAUACCAAAUAGCACUGGUUGUUUUUUUUUUUUUUUUCACAUAGUUGCAAAGAGUGAAUUCCUCAACUUUACAUCUCAUAGCACUGAGACUAAACGUAGCAACUAGACUGCAUCAUAGGUCAGUAAAAUUCAUUUCAUCCUUGAACUAAAUGCUGAUUUGUUGUGAUGAUGCUAGAAAACAAUACCAUGUGCGUGAUUUACUUUGCAUGUCAUAUCCAUAUACACAUUCUGAAGUGUCAUACUUGGGUAGGUUGCAUGUUGGGGGAAGUAUUUCUGAUUUUGCACAGCACAUAAUACUCCUAAUAUAGACAUUUUCUUGCCAUACAAAUGGAAUCUGUUCUUGAAUUGGGAUUCUAUAGCUAUUUCUUAUCUUGUUACAGUGCUUUUUCUGAGCAGAGUUGAUUUAAUACAUGAUCCUGGUGGUAGGUCUCAGUAUAGUCAUCUCGCAACUAUGCUAUCAAGAAAAUUUAGUCACUGUUGUGGUAAAGCUGCUCACUGCCUACUUAACUGUAAAAGCACCACAGUAAAAACAAUAUAAUUCCAGUGUCAGUGAACUCUUAAAUUCAGUACUAGCUUAAACAAGAGGUACCCUUACUAUCUGCUUCAUUUCAUUUUUUAACCCAGGCCAGAGUAAAUACUGUAUAUCGGAUAUUUGCUUGUAAAGUUGAUUAAAAAGAUCUGUAUGUAAAAAUUCUUUCCUCAGUGUUGCUCUAGUGAAUAAAAAUAAAAGUCAUCAUUCUAGUAAGUA
This is a messenger RNA of Melopsittacus undulatus (budgerigar), 7920 nucleotides long. RefSeq names its product coiled-coil serine rich protein 2 (gene CCSER2). The record is from RefSeq and is a predicted model, not a curated record. Gene Ontology annotation, biological process: microtubule bundle formation. Gene Ontology annotation, cellular component: microtubule cytoskeleton. Bases 315 to 3509 code for a protein of 1064 amino acids. The transcript is spliced from 11 exons. Gene Ontology annotation, molecular function: microtubule binding. NCBI's taxonomy places the organism in Eukaryota, Metazoa, Chordata, Aves, Psittaciformes, Psittaculidae.